AGGGGUCGAAGAUGUGGGCGAAAUUAUCGAUGAAUCAAUACCCCCCCUCCCCCAUGUUAUAAAAUCCCUACCCCCACCCCUUUCUACACAUCUUCCACCAAAGUCUCAUUUCUGUCUGCGUUUUUCAUUUCUUCCCUUUUUCUUCACUUAAUAUAUUGAAGCUGCAACCAUGACUGCCUACCGCGGAAAGUACGCUGAUGAGCUUAUUGCCAAUGCUUCAUACAUUGGUACCCCUGGGAAGGGUAUUCUUGCUGCUGAUGAAUCAACUGGAACAAUUGGCAAGCGUUUAUCGAGCAUCAAUGUUGAGAACAUUGAGGCUAACAGGAGGGCUCUACGUGAACUUCUUUUCUGCGCUCCUGGUGCCCUUCAAUACCUGAGUGGUGUGAUCCUUUUUGAGGAAACUCUGUACCAGAAAACUGCUGCAGGCAAGCCUUUCGUAGAUGUAUUGAAUGAGGGCGGUGUUCUUCCUGGUAUCAAGGUCGACAAGGGUACCGUUGAGCUUGCUGGAACCAAUGGUGAGACUACCACCCAAGGUCUUGAUGGCCUGGCCCAGCGUUGCCAACAAUACUAUGCUGCUGGUGCUCGUUUUGCUAAAUGGAGAGCUGUGCUGAAGAUUGGUGCCAAUGAGCCAUCAGCACUUGCUAUCAACGACAAUGCCAAUGGUCUGGCACGUUAUGCCAUCAUCUGCCAGGAGAAUGGCUUGGUACCAAUUGUUGAGCCCGAGAUCCUUGUGGAUGGCUCCCACGACAUCAACAAGUGUGCUGAGGUGACAGAGCGUGUUCUUGCUGCUUGCUACAAGGCCCUCAACGACCACCACGUACUGUUGGAGGGAACAUUGUUGAAGCCCAACAUGGUCACACCCGGCUCUGAUGCUCCCAAGGUUACCCCCGAGGUGGUUGCCGAGUACACCGUCCGUGCCUUGCAACGAACAAUGCCCCCUGCAGUCCCGGCUGUUGUCUUUUUGUCUGGUGGACAGAGUGAGGAAGAGGCCACCCGCAACCUCAACGCCAUGAACAAGCUGAAGGCAAAGAAGCCAUGGACCCUCUCUUUCUCGUUCGGACGUGCUCUACAGCAGAGCACCCUAAAGGCAUGGGCCGGCAAAGAGGAGAACGUCGGAAAGGCUCAGGCUGCAUUGCUUACAAGGUGCAAGGCCAACUCAGAAGCAACACUCGGAACCUACAAGGGUGACAGCGCUUUGGGCGAGGGUGCCGAUGAGAGCCUCCACGUUAAGGACUACAAGUACUAGGUUCAGUUUUUUGGCUUCCCUUAGAUUUUCUCGGUUGGAGGAGAGAGCAUAACUAGUUUGUUGACUUUAUGCAUUUUUAUGCUCAUUUUCAUAUCGCUACUCCUGUUUUAAUAAGUUUCGAGGAACUUCUUCCCUGGGGAUUGUUUGGUGGUUUUUUUGUACUUUUUAUCAACGGCUUCUUUAUGUUUGAACUAUGUUGCCAAUGUCUGGGCAAAAGCUUAUUUUACUUGUUAUUAUGGCUAAUAGAGAAAUUUGUGGAGUCUGAUUUUGAAA
Messenger RNA from Salvia miltiorrhiza (redroot sage), 1519 nucleotides. Its product is annotated as fructose-bisphosphate aldolase 6, cytosolic-like. NCBI's taxonomy places the organism in Eukaryota, Viridiplantae, Streptophyta, Magnoliopsida, Lamiales, Lamiaceae. Gene Ontology annotation, cellular component: cytosol. Gene Ontology annotation, molecular function: fructose-bisphosphate aldolase activity. The record is from RefSeq and is a predicted model, not a curated record. Gene Ontology annotation, biological process: fructose 1,6-bisphosphate metabolic process; glycolytic process.